Messenger RNA from Cyprinodon tularosa, 1627 nucleotides. RefSeq names its product alpha-L-fucosidase 2 (gene fuca2). The transcript has 7 exons. Gene Ontology annotation, biological process: fucose metabolic process; glycoside catabolic process. Gene Ontology annotation, cellular component: lysosome. The coding region runs from base 172 to 1539 and encodes 455 amino acids. Lineage: Eukaryota; Metazoa; Chordata; Actinopteri; Cyprinodontiformes; Cyprinodontidae. The record is from RefSeq and is a predicted model, not a curated record. Gene Ontology annotation, molecular function: alpha-L-fucosidase activity.
GAACGCACCCCAGCGGUAAAGGAAGAAGCCUUUCUUUUAUUUUACCUGUUCGUGUGUUUUGAACUACCCAGAGCAUCAUGUGAUAAAUCCCGUGAUUUCCCUGCUUCAUACUGGUAUUUAUAGCUAUCAAAGCUGCCGGACCGGAUCAUUUUUGCCAGACUUCGCUUUAAAAUGGGAGCUUUAACUCUACUCUCCCUGCUGGUUUGGAUUCCGCUCCUCGGCUUCUGCGGAGCCAGAUACGAACCGACCUGGGAGUCCAUCGAUUCCAGACCGCUGCCGGACUGGUUCGACCAGGCCAAGUUCGGGAUCUUCAUUCACUGGGGGGUGUUUUCUGUGCCAAGCUUCGGCAGCGAGUGGUUCUGGUGCUACUGGCAGAAACAAAAGCUGAAGGCAUAUGUCGAUUUCAUGCAGAAAAACUAUCCUCCAGACUUCAAGUACCAAAAUUUUGCACCACAGUUUACUGCUGAGUUCUUUGAUGCCAAAGAGUGGACAGACAUCUUUGCCGCAUCAGGGGCAAAGUACAUCGUCUUGACCACAAAACACCAUGAAGGUUUUACACUUUGGGGCUCAAAAAGCUCCUGGAACUGGAACGCUGUAGAUGUGGGACCAAAGCGAGACCUGGUGGAUGAAGUGGCGAGUGCCGUGCGUGCCCACGGUGGUAUUCGUUUGGGGCUGUAUCAUUCUCUGUUUGAGUGGUUCAACCCGCUCUUUGAGCAGGAUGCCGCCAACCUCUUCACUACCACCACCUUUCCCAACACUAAAACGCUCCCGGAGCUUUACGAGCUCGUUGCCAAGUACAAACCAGAGGUGCUGUGGUCUGACGGAGACGGAGGGGCUCCGGAUAAGUACUGGAACAGCACGGGGUUUCUCGCCUGGCUCUACAAUGACAGUCCGGUGCGAGACACUGUGGUGACGAAUGAUCGGUGGGGCGAGGGCUCCAUCUGCAAACACGGCGGCUAUUACACCUGCACCGACCGCUAUCAGCCAGGACACCUGCUCAAACACAAAUGGGAAAACUGCAUGACCAUCGACACGAAGUCCUGGGGCUACAGGCGCAACGCCCCCCUCAGUGACUACCUCACCAUCGAAAAGCUGGUGGCGACCCUGGUGGAGACCGUGUCCUGUGGAGGAAACCUCCUGAUGAACGUGGGCCCCACGCAUGAUGGGAGGAUCGCUCCCAUCUUUGAGGAGCGCCUCCGGCAGAUGGGUCAGUGGCUGAAGGUGAACGGGGACGCCAUCUACAACAGCACGGCGUGGCGAGCUCAGAAGGAGAACGUCACUAGCAACGUGUGGUACACGUCCAAACCUCAGGAAAAGGCGAUCUUUGCCAUCUUACUGGAGUGGCCGGAUAACGGAUCAGUGAUUCUGAAUGAGCCGCUGGUUACAAAGGGACAAACGCAGGUGGAGCUUCUGGGCCACGGCUCUCUGCAGUGGGAGCCCAGCAAGCCCAGCGGACUGCGGGUCCUUCUUCCUCAGCUGUCCUUCAAACAGAUGCCGUGCCAGUGGGCCUGGACUCUGAAGCUGACCGGCGCCUCCUGAAGGAAAACCACUUCACCUGAUCAGAAGGCGGCAGCACAGCAGGGAAGGAGGGAGACUCUUGGCUCUCUGACUUGAAUUUCUUCCCUGA